AGGGUGCGGGUCAAGGGCAUUUUGGCUGUGUCAUUGUGAAUUAAUCUUCACAACAUCGUGCGACUUACUUCACACAGACGAGCUCACAAAACUGGUUUAUGUUCUGCAAGCAUUCUUUCACAAAGUUCAUUCAGCAGCGCACGGGACAGAGGAACACUUCAACACUGAUGAAAAAUACACAUGAAAUCCUCUGCAGUGAAAGGAUCUCUCCGGACCAGUCACGAUGCUCGCCCUGAGCAGUAGGAUGGUGCUGGUGUUGCUGUGGCUGGCCGUAGUGUCCAGCACAGCUCUGACUGAAUGCUUCCCUGACCGCGUUGACCCUGAGUACCAGCUGAAUCUCAUUCAGGCUCCGCCUGCACCCAUCCAGAACUCAGCUGGCUCUCUGGAGCCUCUCUACAACUUUGCUCGGCUGUUCCUGCUGGCCGUGCAACCAUAUGGGUUUCCCUUAGACACUGCAUCCCGAGUAUCGCAGAAUGAAGCUACGAGCUCAGAGGUGAUCCGCUAUGAAGCUGGUUACAUGGUGUGCCUCAUUCUCGCUGUUCUUUACGUUGUGGCAAUCCCUGUAGCGGGUAUAGUGCUUGUGUGGCGAUAUUUCCACUAUAAAAAGAUGCCAGUAGAGAGUCAACCAUCACCGUCAUCAUUACCAUGGUACCAAAGGAAUGUCACUGUGAUUACAUGCCUCUCUGUUGUGGUCAUCUUACUGCUCUGUGGUGUGAUUCUGACGUUCACCACCAACAACAAGAUGCGUCAGAACAUGCAGCCGAAUCUUUCUCGCCUCAGGACGGACAUUGGGAACAUUGAGAAAGCACUGAACUCUGUCCCACAGAAAGUGGACUCCAUUGUUGACAAAUUCUCUGUCUUCCAAGAGGAGCUGAUGGAGGAACUGGAGGAAACUGGUGAUUUAAUUGGCCAAACAAUCCUCUCGUCUCUCAAUCCUAAUAUCAACAUUGCCCUCGACAGCUUGAGGAUCACUGUUCAAGAUGCUACUGGUGCACAGCGCCACCUUCUGGAGGUGAAGGAAUUGAGAGAGAAUAUGCAGGCCACCUACGCACUCUUAAAGACGGAGCUGACUGAGAUGCAGAAGCGACUGGACAAACUCAACAGCACCCUGGAUACCUCCACUCUGACGACUGAUGCCAAAUACGACUUGAUACCCAGUGUGGAUCAUGAGGUGCAACAGAUAAGCUUUGUGUCCGUAUUUUAUGACAUGGAAGAGCAGGUUGAGACGUUGAUCUCCUCCAUUCCUGGUAUCUGUGCAGAUCAGAGCACUCCACAGAUUGAAGGGCUGCUAGUGUAUUUGAACAAGGUACACACCGCGUUUAGGAACAACAGCAAGCGGCUGCCCUCUCUGAGGUCCCUCUUAAAUGCUGUUUCCAAUGUCCGUGCAGCGCUUGACAAAUCCAAGGCAGGCAUCGAUUACUACGACUAUGUCAGGUGGUCGGUGUCAGUUGCAUUCUGCACAUUGAUCUUGAUUAUAUCGUUGCUGAUGUUGGCUGGACUGGUCAUUGGAGCAUCUAUGGUCAUCUCUCCCACACUUUACCCCUUCUACCUGGAGAACCAGCUGAGACUGACCACUGUUUACCUCCUCUAUGUUGCUUCAGGAAUGAUAUUCGUCUUUUCCUGGCUCUUCAUCAUCAUGGUCUUCAUCAACCUGUUUUUCGGCGGUAAUGCUCAUGCCCUGGUCUGCAGAAGCUGCACUAAUGGAGAGACUUUUGAGUUCUUGGACAAGCAAGCUCUGUUCAGCAGUCUGGAUGCUGAAGAAUCCGAAGACAUGGACAUUGAUACCACCACUGCCCAAAGUCCAACCAUGAGCACAGCCAAUAACAGUACUGAUGUGUUUACAAACCUCACAGACUAUCACAGGAAACAGGCCAUCAAGACCUUCGAGAUAUACCAGGGGUGUCAAAGGGGAAGAUCGAUGUUCUACAGCAUGCACAUGAAUGAGACCUUCAAUAUGAACAAGUUUCUCAAUGCAAGCAUGUAUCUGAGGGGAUUUGAUUACAGCAUGCACGCUCUGAACUUUGACCUGAGCACUGUACAGCUGCUCCCAGACAACGCCAGAAUAGCCGUGCAGCUAUUUCGGGACUUCAGCAACCUUGACCAAAUCAAAUACAAUAACUUUCGAACUCUGCUGGCUAGUCCAAUAGUGAAAACAGACCUGGACACAUUUGCUGCACAACUGGAGACAGCAGCCCUGACGGCAAAUGGCACCAAUAGAGAGAAUCUCACGAGUGAAGCAGCUAAAGCCAGACAGCUGGCCAAUACUGUUCGUCUACAAGACUCAUACAGGCGCAAUAUGUCUUCCAGUAUAGAGGCUCUGGCUACCAUCAGAAGCAAUUAUCAGGCGAAUGCAGAUAACACUCUUCUAAAUGCCACUGAAGUUGAAAGCUCUCUGCAGCUUCAGGUUCCUGAUGCUGUGCAGAACGUGUCUCGCUGUGUGAUGGAGAGGGCGACUGAAUUGCUGAGGCAAUACUUUGUCUUCGUCAAAUAUGCGAUAAUUGAUGAGGCGCUGGAGUGCAGCUGGCUCCCUGUCUCCCUCAGCAACAUGUACACCGCCACGUGUGAAAAUCUGAUUGGACCGUGGAAUGCAUUCUGGCUGUCUCUGGGUUGGUGUUGUGCGUUCCUCAUUCCUGGUGUCAUCUUCAGUAUCCUGGCAGCUCGACUGUGGAAGCCUCCAACUUCACCUGUGAAUAGGGAGCGAUUCCACAUGCCAGAUGACAUCUUUGAUAAAGGCACAAACACCAGCUGCAUGACCCUGGGCUCCCUGAAAGGCAAAAGGACGGAAGGCAACACCUACAAGAGAAUGGAAGAGCCCAUGGAUUUCAAGAAGAACGGAGACACUAAGAAGACUAACUUCAACAUCUACAUGACUCUGGACGACGUGAUCAGCUUUGAUAAAGGCAAAAAGGAGAAAGGAGGCUGCAGCGCAUAAAGCGACAAUAAAGGAUCAGGAACACGAAGAGAUUUCGGGGGCUAAGGGGGCACACCUUCCAAAUACUCGUUUUUUAUCCUUAAAUAAUGUCUCAUUUUUCCCUCUUCAUGGCUGCCUUUUGUUUUGUCUUUAAGCUUGUACUUCUUCUGGCUGCUUCUUUACAUAAGGCUGUUUAUUUUUGAACAUUAUUAAUAAAACCUACCAGCUAAUGAUGUUUUUGCUUCUGUUCAUAUCAAACACAUUGA
This is a messenger RNA of Colossoma macropomum (tambaqui), 3177 nucleotides long. RefSeq names its product prominin-2-like. Lineage: Eukaryota; Metazoa; Chordata; Actinopteri; Characiformes; Serrasalmidae. Gene Ontology annotation, cellular component: prominosome; cell surface; apical plasma membrane. The record is from RefSeq and is a predicted model, not a curated record. Gene Ontology annotation, molecular function: cholesterol binding.